GCUCCAUAAGGGACAUUGUCGCGUCACCUUGCUCACACAAGUUGAGCUUGUCUUCACACAACCAGUCACAGAGCUGACCAACUACAACCACCGCAAUGUUUUUGUACCUGCUCCUUAGCAUGCUCUGUGCAACUCUCCUGGCACAACAACCUGUCCAGGACUAUUACUCUUUUUCGCCAACGGUUGGAAGUGGUAGUGGAACUUCAUUCAUGACAAAAGGAAUUGGUAGAAUCACAGCAGUUCGCGUCUGGGAGCAAACUGGGAGUUACAUCACUGGAAUUCAGUUUCGCUAUGACCAUAUUUGGACUAAUUUAGUGGGUCGAAAUGUUGGCGAGCCACAGGAAAUUAUGCUGCACAGUGGAGAAAAAAUUAUUCAGGUGUCUGGUAAGUACUACAGCGUUAACUACAUCUAUCAGCUGAUAUUUGUGACCAGCACAGGGCGCACUUUGAUUUGCGGCCAGCCAACACAGGUGAUGAUCAUUGCCACAGUUUGCUUUUUUUUACACUACAUUCAUCUACAUAGCCCAAUGCUAACUUUCGAUGCUGUGUUACAGGGCUCCUUUAACUUUUACCCGAUUUACCCAGAGGCUGAGCUCCGCCUCCUGAGUGGCCGUAGCAAUGGGGUUGGGAUCACUGCACUGGGAGCUCAUUGGGGAUUGCUGAACAUAAACGACACCAACAUGAGUAAAAGCAUGCCAGCCUGAUAUUGAAGUCAUGAUGGAUAAAAUGUGUACCUAUUCAAGAUGGAUACAAUCCCUGCUUAUUGUUAAAUUAAUGUAAUGUAAUAUAAUGUAAUUCUGGAUUUUUUAUUUUAAAUAUAUAUGCUGGAACAAAUAACUACAUUUGUGAUGGCACUGGUGAAAUGCUAAAGUUUGUUAACUAUUGCUGCACAAAACAAAUGCCAUUUGUUUAAUAGUACAGUAAUUGUAAUGAUAAGGGCUAGCAAACAAUUUCCAUUGCUUUUUCUAACAGCAGAAAUGCAAAUGUGAUUCUUAUACACCUUUCAUGUUGUAUUUUACAAAUACAUGUUUUAUCUAACCAUUAUUAGCCCUAUUCUCACUGCAUUUAUAUCCACAAUGAAAAUGAUUUAUUUAAAUGAUUAAGGGUGAAUAA
This is a messenger RNA of Dunckerocampus dactyliophorus (ringed pipefish), 1113 nucleotides long. RefSeq names its product zymogen granule membrane protein 16-like. The transcript is spliced from 5 exons. NCBI's taxonomy places the organism in Eukaryota, Metazoa, Chordata, Actinopteri, Syngnathiformes, Syngnathidae. Bases 96 to 704 code for a protein of 202 amino acids. The record is from RefSeq and is a predicted model, not a curated record.